Phytophthora sojae is the source of this 3672-nucleotide messenger RNA. RefSeq lists its product as hypothetical. The record is from RefSeq and is a predicted model, not a curated record. Gene Ontology annotation, molecular function: protoporphyrinogen oxidase activity, oxygen as acceptor. NCBI's taxonomy places the organism in Eukaryota, Oomycota, Peronosporomycetes, Peronosporales, Peronosporaceae. Gene Ontology annotation, biological process: porphyrin-containing compound biosynthetic process. The transcript has 3 exons. Bases 1 to 3672 code for a protein of 1223 amino acids.
AUGGUCGGAGCUGCGCGCGACGUGGUGGUGCUGGGCGGCGGCAUCUCGGGCCUGACGCUGGCCUACUUCCUGCGCCAGGCGCUGCCCAAGGCGGCGGCCGACGCCACGCGCAUCCGCGUGCUGGACGCCAGCUCCGUCUCGGGCGGAUGGGUGCGCACGGCGAGGCGCGAGGGCUUUCUGUUCGAGGAGGGCCCGCGCGGCUUCCGGCCCUCGCGCAACGGCGCCGAGAUGCUGCGCCUCGUGGAGCAGCUGCAGCUGCAGAGCCAGAUGCAGGCCGUGGGCCCGGCGGCCCAGGCGCGCUACAUUCUGCGCGACGGGAAGGUGGAGAAGGUGCCCGGGUCGCUGCUGGAGCUUGCGCGCUGGCCGCUGACGCUUGCGGUGGCGCGCGCAGCGCUGCGCGAGCUGUUCGUCAAGCGCGGGACGAUGGAGGACGAGUCCAUCUACAAGUGGACGGCCAGGAGGUUCAGCCCCGUGGUGGCCGAGAGGCUGCUGGACCCCAUGGCGUCAGGUAUCUUCGGCGGAGACAUCAGGAAGCUGUCGAUGCGCGCGUGCUUCCCCAUGCUGGUGGAUCUGGAGAGAAAGCACGGGUCGGUGGUCAAGGGCAUGCUCUUCGGAGGAUCCAGUGGCCAGGACACGCUGCUGGACGGCACGAAGAAGUCGGACUUUGUCAAGAAGCACGAAAAGUCCGUCAGCGUGAGCUUCGCGGACGGAAUGAGCACGCUGAUGGACGCUCUGGCGGACAACAUCAAGGCCGACCCGAUGGCCGAUCUGCUGCUGAACACGAAAGUGACGCGGCUCGCGGUGCAUGGACACAACAACGGGUCGACUAAGGGACCGAGUUUCGUCGUGGAAAGCAAGGACCCAGUGUCCGGGGAGAUCCGGGAGCCGAUUAAGGCCUCGCACGUGUUCUCGACUAUCCCCGCGUGCUACCUGGCUCCGGCGGUGAAGGAUUCGGCGCCUGGAUUGGCUGAAGCGCUGAGCGAGAUCAAGUUCGUCGGCAUGGGCAUGGUGCACGUUGGAUACAACGAGAAGGUGCUGUCUACCGAGGGGUUCGGAUACCUGAUCCCCACUGCAGAGCGUGAGAAGGUGCUCGGCGUCGUGUUUGACUCCAACACGUUCCCCGUGCAGAACGCGGAGGGCAUGAUGCAGACGCGCCUGAGCGUCAUGAGCGGCGGUGCGCACUUCCAGGAGGUGGUCUCGCUGCCCGAAGGAGAGCUGGAGCGCAAUGCCCUGGACGCCUUGAAGCGACACCUUGGCAUCACGCGCAAGCCCGACUACGUGCGCGCCAUGGCUCUGACCAACGGAAUCCCCCAGUACCACGUGGGCUUCGGCCAGACACUGCAACGCAUCGAGAAGCAGGCUGCACGCAGCGCUCCGGGCCUGUUCCUGGGCGGCAACAGCUUUUACGGCAUUGGCCUGGCUGACUGCGUGACUCACUCAAAGCAGCUCGCGCUCAAGUACGCCAAGAUGUUCGGUGAGGUAUCUCCGCAGCAGGCGAAAAAUGAACUUGUUGAUGCCGUCCUCGCUGUUGCUUGUGCUGGGUAUUUACGCAGUCUUCUGCGAAACGGUUUUGCCGCGAUUCUUGAAGUACAAGCGACCCGUCGAUCUUACAGACGCGCUGCAGCAGGAUGUCGCGGACAGUGCCAUCUCGAGCGCUCGAUCCUGUCUAUGGUAGGCCUCCUGGAUGCUUCGAGUACGCGUCGAGAAGCAUCUAACUGUGUGUUGUUCCUCUGCCCAUCGUGGUCCGUAGAUACUGUGUACACGGUCUCAAACUCCGGCGGCUCGUUUCGCAAGGGAGUCUUCCGAUCCUCCUCGAAACCAGCGAGUACCAGCAGCACCCUCAACAACCAGAACCCAGCCGAGGGCAGCCACCUCGUCAGCGGCAGCCAACGCGUCAAGUUCCACCGUAGGCCAGUACUGCCACAUUUGCAAGCCGAGCCACCAGAAGUGUUGCUUGCUCCGGCAUUCGCGCCCCCGGCCCCACCUGUCAAACGCCAAGGACCUGCGAAGUCAUCGGCAUCGCCCUACAUUGCUGCGGAUGCGGUCGACGGAAACACGCGAUCAGUGGGGAUCCAAACCGCUUAUCGCGACUCGGAGGCACAAACCGACCCGUACACCCCGGACUACACUGUCCAGAAGACUGCAAAUGGUUCGACUCCCGAAAUCGCAACGCUCGGCGGAUUGAGUCACGCGCGUGGACAGCUACCAAUCGGGCAAGCUGAGCUUGAGCUCAUCGAGCGCAACCGCAAGAAGCGCGCGUUCGAGGCAUCGCUGCCACCCAUGACCGACGAGGCCAGCUUUUUGCUACGUAAAGCCAUGCUGGAAGCCCAAGAAACUCGUGAGUGGGCGUACCGUGAAGCUGAGAUUGAUGCUUUUCACGACCAGCGCGUGGCUUUACUCGAGCAAGCGCUGGCGGAGCGUGAAAAGGAGAACGCGUUCCUUUCGGAGCAACGACUUGAAGCGCUACGCCAACGGCUUCUCCACGAAAAGGAAAACGCGCUUGAGAGCAUCCAGCAAGAGCGCAUGGCAGCUCUGCGAAAACUGACGAAAAAGCGAGCCCAGCGGCAGCAAGAGCGUGGAUUCGGGGCGUCUCGACCUGAACGGGGGCGUGACAUCAUCGCUGAGUACGCCAACUUUGGCUCACAAGUGUAUGCUCCAGUCACGCGCGACGGCAAGGCAGGUAAGAUUGAGGUUCGUGAGCUAGGCAUUGGCAAGCCUCAGUUCCUGCAGCUUGAUGCGCUGCGUGAGCUUGAGAGCGCUCUACCAGAGCGGAUGUUGCUACCUGCAGCAGGCAAGUACAAACCCCGCGAGAAGAGUGGUCGCACCGCCAAAGAACGGAAGCAGGCAGCCAUUGAGGCUCACCUCCUCAAGAUGGAGUCGAUCAUCAAGAAGAGCAAGGAACAAGCUGAAGGUGGCGACAGUACGCCUGAAACCCCUGGUCAACUGCGACAGAGAGCCCCCAGCCCGCUUUCACGGCGUGCUAGUCAGAGACAGCAGACGCUUGUUCGUCCCCCCACUCCCGACUACGCCAUGGGUCACGCUGCAGACUCACAGGAACAUGAAGUGGAAGGCGCAGUGCGUUUGCUGCAGAAACUGCUGCGCGGUCGUGCUGUCCAGAAUAUGAUGUUCGAAGGCAAGGAGAGACGCGCAGAGCUCAUUGCUGAGCUACGUGCAGCUGACGAGCAGCUCGCACGGCAGCGUCGCCACGAGUUUGAGUUGCUACAGGGAUCCGGCACCGAGGCGAUUGACCGAGUGACGAGCGCUGCGAAGACCCGCGUGGAGGGCGAAGUGGUGUCUGAAAUGCUCGACUUCCUGUCCAAAGAGCUCUCGAGAUCGCGUGAGGUGGCCAAAAUGCGUGCUUUCGUGAUCAAGGCAGCAGAGCAGCGACGAGUGCGUGAGGUGGAGGAAGGGGGGCGGCGGCAGGCUGAGGAUCUGUUGCGUGAGCGCGAAGACGAGGUCUUCCGGCGCGUCAUGCAGGUGCACCAGGAGACAUCUCGCGAUUUUGUAGACGACGUGCUGGAGGAAGUGGCGCUCGAGCAAUCUCACGCCCAAGCAUUGCUGGAGCUGCGCGUUCGCAGUGCUGGUGUCGAUGGCAUCGUGCUGCAACUCGAGGAUGAAUUGGACACUUCUUGCUGCCCCACGUCCAGCGGCAGCAAGUGCGUCGCCAAGUAG